Molecule: messenger RNA, 2538 nt
Organism: Glossina fuscipes
Lineage: Eukaryota; Metazoa; Arthropoda; Insecta; Diptera; Glossinidae
Product: beta-glucuronidase-like
Exons: 11
Coding region: 301-2298 (665 amino acids)
Biological process (GO): carbohydrate metabolic process; glucuronoside catabolic process
Molecular function (GO): carbohydrate binding; beta-glucuronidase activity
Source: RefSeq, a predicted model, not a curated record
GGUCGUUCGUUGUAUUGACACAUAGAAAAAGGUUAAUAAAAGUUCCGGUGAAGACGGUAUGAGUGCGUUAGGUAUGCGUGCCAGUGCUUGUUAAGCGUGGCUUUGAGUACAAUAUAAUUGAUUUUAUUUGUUGAUUUUAUAUAAAAGUGAAAUAAAUAUUUGAAAUAAUAGUUAAAUUAAAAUAAUUAACGAAAGGGCAAAAACCGUUUCGCUCGUGACCAUCGUUAAACGUAAAAUAUUUUUUUGAAUAAUUUCUUUCAUUUUUUACAAUUUCCAAGCACAGCAUUUUCGUUGAUUGUCAUGGUUUUUAUCGGUUAUUGCAUUUUCUAUGCCUUAGCACUGGUAUUAUUGAAUAGAGAUAUCGUAACGACAACGGGGAUGUUAUAUCCGCGUGAAUCUGAAACUAGAGAAGUGAGAUCCUUAGAUGGUCUGUGGAAUUUUGUCAAAUCGGACAUAACGAAUCCUACGCAAGGCAUGCGAGAUAAAUGGUAUUUGGACGAUCUAAGUCGUGUCCGCAAAACGAUACCGAUGCCAGUCCCUGCUAGUUAUAAUGAUAUCACGACAGAACAUGCAAUAAGGGAUCACGUAGGCACUGUAUGGUAUGAUCGAAAGUUCUUCGUACCUAUGUCAUGGUCAAAAAAUCAAAGAGUGUGGCUGCGAUUUGGUAGCGUACAUUAUGAAGCCUUUGUGUAUGUAAAUGGCGAAAUGGUGGUACGUCACGAAAUGGGGCAUUUACCUUUCGAAGCAGAGAUUAGCCAAUAUGUGAAGUAUGGUCAGGAGAAUCGUAUAACCGUUAUGUGUGAUAAUGCCUUAAUACAAACAACAAUACCUCAGGGAAAAAUAACCGAGUUAGCCAGAGAUGAUGGAGUGUCCAUAGUACAAACUUAUACUUUCGAUUUCUUCAAUUAUGCCGGCAUACAUCGUUCGGUACAUUUGUACACCACACCUUCGACUUACAUCGAGGAAAUUGACUUUACCACAGAUCUAUCAAAGAACAACACAGUAGGUUUCGUUACCCUAGCCAAAGUAAAAAUCGGCGGUUCUGUCGAUAAUGAAGCUGCCAGCAAUGAUUUACACAUACGCGUUCAAUUACUUAAUAAAGAGGGUAUUGUAGUGGCCAAUACGACAUCUAAGUCAGACAUGACGGCAAUUUUAGAAAUAAAAAACGUUAAACCUUGGUGGCCUUAUCUGAUGCAUCAUGAACCUGGUUAUCUAUAUGAAAUGGAAAUAUUUUUAAUUGAUAGCAACACGGAAGAAUUACAAGAUGUGUAUCGCUGUAAAGUAGGAGUGCGAACUCUAAGCUGGAAUAAUAGCUCCUUUAUGAUCAAUGGGAAACCGAUAUACUUUCGCGGAUUUGGUAGACAUGAGGAUUCGGAUAUAAGGGGCAAAGGUUUGGAUCUGGCUUUAAUGACGCGUGACUUCAAUUUGCUAAAAUGGGUAGGCGCCAAUGCUUACCGCACGUCUCAUUAUCCCUAUUCGGAAGAGUCUAUGCAAUUUGCCGAUGAAAAUGGUAUUAUGAUUAUAGAUGAGUGUCCAAGUGUAGAUACAGAAAACUAUAACCAAGCUUUGCUAGAAAAACAUAAAUCCGCGAUGGAACAGCUAAUACAUCGGGAUCGUAACCAUGCCAGUGUAGUCAUGUGGUCUAUAGCAAAUGAGCCACGUACCGGUCAAUUGAAUGCUGGAUCAUAUUUUCAGUACGUAGCGAACUACACAAGACAAUUAGACAAUACCAGACCAGUAACUGCCGCCAUAGCCGUGAACUCUGCCGAUGAUAAAGCUGCCAGAUAUUUAGACAUAAUUAGUUUUAACCGUUACAAUGGUUGGUAUAGCAAUCCUGGACGCUUAGAUAUGAUUACCAAGCGCAUAAUAGACGAAGCUACCACUUGGCAUGAAAAACAUAAUAAACCAGUAAUCAUGUCGGAAUAUGGAGCUGAUACGGUCGAGGGUUUACAUCUGCUGCCCUCCUAUGUGUGGUCAGAGGAAUACCAAACAGAACUAUUUUCCCGCCAUUUUAGAGCUUUCGAUAUCUUGCGUAAGAAAUCCUGGUUUAUCGGUGAAUUCGUAUGGAAUUUUGCCGACUUUAAAACUGCGCAGAGUGUAACACGUGUGGGUGGUAAUAAAAAAGGUGUAUUUACACGCAGCCGCCAACCCAAAGCUGUGGCUCAUCUCUUGCGGAAACGCUAUUUUGCUUUGGGCCGCGAGGUGGAUGAAUGCACUUUGAUACCUAGCGAUUUAUUUACUUACAUUACCGAUGGCAGUUCAACGCGUUCCAGUAAACAUGAUUCAACAGACUUGUAACUAUUUAUUUAUAAUUAUUUAAUUUAAUAUAUUUUGUGAUCACAAAACAUUCUAAACACGAAUGAAUUUUGCAUUGUCAUAUGUCAUUUUUUAUGGCUGAAUUGAGAUAAGAAUUUUUUUUUUUUUUUUAUAUUAAGUAGAAUUAUAUUUUAUCCAUACUUAAGUUAAACUAACUAUAAAUGCAUGCGUGUACAGUAAAAAAAUAGUAAUAAAUAAAUUUUUUAUACUUGUCUUUAAAGA